GGCAGCAGGAACGGCAUUGUGCAGCGUGGCACUCCGGCAGUGUCAUCGAAGAUACGGUGCUGUGAGGAGGUGCGAGAGACGCAUCGGUCCCGUCCGUCGGUGUGGGAGUGGAGAGAGAGAGAGAGAGAGAGAGAGAGAGAGAGAGAGAGAAAGGGAGAGUUCUCUCAGCUCUUCGUCAGUGCGAAAGGGAGAGACAUACGGAAGCGAGCGGCUUUUUCAGGGCGAAUACCUCCAACCCGGAAGACGGCGAGUGGAAGGAAGGAACAUCCAUCCCUGUGGAGCGGGUGGUACACUGUCAGCAGCAGCAACGAUUCGAAACUGCUCACGGGGGAGAGGGGAGAAAAGUGAGAGAGAGCAGAGGGGAACCAGACGAACUUUGAUGACGGUGACCUUGUCCGGUGGUGUCUCUAAGCUUCCCCCAAAAUUCGGAGGGUCAACGAAAGGAGACGAGAAGAAGCCUCUCGGUGAAUUCGGGAUUCCGGAAUAGUAUCCUACAGGGGGGUGGGGGGCCAACGACAUUGAUUAUGCAGCCCGUUUAAAGGGAAGAUGCGGUUGCAACAGCAACCGCAGCAGCAGCGAUCAGCAGCAGCGCGGAUCGUGUGAGGCUUAGGAGAGAGAGAGAGAGAGAGAGAUGCUGAUGAUGGUGAUGCUUCCGGUGCUUGCGUGCGUGGGUUCGUGAUUCGGUAACAGGAACUGGGAUGACCUACUGACCUGACUGACUUAUGGCUACGCAGUGUGGAGGGCCACCUUCAGUUCGUUAUGCCCCAACUAAGCGGCAGACUCGGCAACAACAAGAAAUGGCCCAUUGAGGAGAAAGCCAAAUAAAUUCGUGGACAUUCCAGACUCAGGAAAGAAGGGCUGCUCUCCCUCUCCCUCAGGAGAGGAGCUCAUGCCAAUGACCGCGAGACUGCGCUGCCAGUUCCCGAAUGCCAAAAGGGGCGUAGAUGAGUGUGGACGACGAGCUACACCGAGCAGGAAGCGCCCAGCAGGACCGUAGGGGGGGAGAAACCCGCGCUGCCAAGAGGGCCGGCGCCGCCUCGAAGAAGGGGCUGCCACGAUUCUUCUGGCCACAAAUCCUCGGCGGCGGCGGCGCCAGCACCACCACCAAGAGGAAUGACGUUUCACACGGCACCACCAACAACAGUCAUCCCUUCGUCAUCAGGGUGGAAGAGGCGAACCUGCAGAACGCCGCGGCUUUCACCAAGGUCAACGCGACCGUGCUGGAAGACAUCGCCCAAGGGGGAGGCGGGGCUGCUGCCCCCGGGGGCAGGCGCUCUCUCCCAUGGCGGAAACAGGAAGCGGAGGGGAAGAAGAAAAGGGAGAAGGUCCUCUCCAAGCCCUUUACCUUCUUCCACUUCUGCAAGAAGAGGGACCAAAAAACUCUCGUCUUUGACUACAAGGGCACGGCGCCUCCCUCCUCGCCCGAAUCGUUCGGGGCAGCGGUGGAGGAGAGGACCCACAACCACCUGCUGUUCCGACCCGUCCCGGUGGCCGACGUCAAGAGGAACGGGGAGCUGCCCAGUCUGAACAUCUUGACGAGCGCGGUGGCGCCCACCCUCCCCCCCUCCUUCCACAACUACGACGAGCCGGCCGAGCAGGAGUCGAAGGACCUGAGCUCGCUCUACGACCUGGUCAGCAUCCAGGAGAGAGGAGGCGUGGGCGUGGGCGACUUCACCUCCGUCGACUUCGACGUCGAGUCCUACGGAGAGGGGGACAACAUUUCCGUUUACGAGUCUCGCCCGGCGACGAAGGAAAGCUGCUUCUGGUCCUCGUCUGGUGCCAGCGUCCAUCUCGCGGGGCGGUCCAUCACAGCUGGAAUCCGCCCCGUCCUUCAUCUGCCUCCGCUGGAAAGAGUGCUCUCGGUCUCCGACGCGCUCCUGGACGGGGCGCAGGACGGCCUGGAAAACUGGAUGUCCCGUCUCCACCCCGAGAUUCGCAAGAUUCCCCUCAAUCAUCUCUUCAUACCAGGAUCCCACGACGCCUUCAGCUUCAGCCUGACGGAGGGCGAGGACGUAGGGCCCGACGCCCCCCACGUCGUGGCCAACCUGGACUCCUGCUGUUCGUGUAUGGCGCGACCCGCUAUCCUGAGGUGGUCGGUGACUCAAAAGGCAUCAGUGGCUGACCAGCUCAAACACGGCAUCAGGUACUUCGACAUCCGAGUGGCCGUCAGGGAUUCCAGGUUCUUCUUCGUCCACGGGCUCUACGGAGGCGACCUGGAGCCGUUGCUGUGUGAGAUCUCGCACUUCCUGGUCAGGCAUCCCGGCGAAGUGGUGUUGCUAGACUUCCAGCACUUCCACGGGCUGAGUUCGAACGACCACGCUGCCCUCAUCGCUCUGCUGAAGGCAACUUUCUCGGACCUUCUGUGCCCCUUUUUCCAGCAGCUGAAGCAUCUGACCCUCUCGUACCUCGCGCGGUACAAAUACCAGGUACUGGUGUUCUACAGACACGACCAGUCGAUGCAAGCCGUCUCGUGGCUGUGGUCCAGCGACUCCAUACCGAACCCGUGGCCGGACACCACUUCGGUGACCAAAAUGAUCUCGUUCCUGGAGAAGCGUCUGAAGGAUAGAGAUCCCCAUACGUUCUUCGUCACCCAGUGCAUCCUGACCCCCUCAGGUAAAUACCUCUUGAGACACUUCGCAGGGAUGCUGGAGAAGAAGAUGGCGGCCCCCUGCAACCGGGUGGUGGGGGCGUGGGUGGGCCACCUCCCGCACGGCGCCCAAGGGCCGAAUAUCGUCAUGACGGACUUCGUCGAGUUCGACGACUGGGCAGUUCCGAGGGCGGUCAUCAAGAGGAACACGUCUCCACAGCUGACUCCAUCGUCUUUGCAGAGAUAUUAGGAAUUUUUUUUUAUUAUCAUUUAUUGAUUGAUUGAUCUGAGGUUAUCUCGCGGUGUCAGUCGUAGCAUUGACUCACUGAUGCCUUGAUUUCGUGUGGCCCCAUUCAUGGGAUAUUUUUGCAGGUUUUUUGUUGUCUGUGAUACUUUCAUCUAUAUAUACAUACAUAUAUAUAUAUAUAUAUAUAUAAAUAAUUGACAAUCUAUAACACUGCAGGCUUAAUAAUGAUAUCCUAUAUAAUUGUUUUUGGUAAGUCUGUAGUGACCAUUUUCAAUGUUUAUCAUUUUCAUUUUACUAUUUACCACUGGUACCUCGUAAAGACGAAGAUGAAAAAAUACAAAAACUCGUAAGGACGAAGAUGAGAAAUUACAAAGAAAAGAAACACAAAGAGACAAUCACGAAACGGUUAUGUGGGCCACACAAUAAUUAGUCGGUGGAAGUGACGAUUUCUAGUGAUCUUCUGGGUACACAACCUAUCCAGGUGGAUUAGUUUAAAAAAAAAAAGCUUUUGUACCUUAGAAACCUUCUGCGAAGCCUUGUGGUUCAAUUCAACCCUGAAAAUACAGUGAGAGAGAAAAACGAUGGACGUAUGCAGUUGUAGGAACCUGGAAUCUCACGUGGAAACUGAAAUUGUCAGUGUUGGAAUGAUCCAGUAAACAAGUAACCACAGUGCAGAAGUUUGACAAUACACUGUGAAAGGUUCACCUUGGUGCUACACAGCGUUGGUAGCGUAUGCCUCUGGACCGGUCCACAGUGAAUUAUAGGUUUAGUCUGGUGCUACCUGACCUAGUCAGCGCCUCUGCAAUGGCCAAAACUCAAGAAAACGCGAGCCCCCCUAUAUACACAAACGUACCUGGGAGAUGAAGAAUGAAUCUAUGCAUUCAGUCUCAGAUAUCAUGAUUUAGUAAUAAUAAUUCUUAUUGUAUGCAGAAUCUUUCACGACUGAUCAAGACGCAUUCGAUGGCACUUGUUUGAACCUAGCACCUGGUUGAUGACAUCAAUAUGCUUUGUUUUCUACCCGGCACAGUUUUUCUCUCGAAUUGCACACGAUGAAGUAUGGUUGAACAGAGAAAACAAAGAAGAGCUGUGAAAUGAUGUCGUAGAUUUUAUGGAGAUAACAGCCACUAGUGAACGAAAGAAAUCUAAAAAUAGCUGAUGAUUUGUAGCUUUUGAUCUUUUGUGAGUUUUUUUAACUUACUCAGCUGAAGAAAGGAUUAGUUUCUGUUGAAAAGAGUGCAACCAAUUAUAGUUCAAAUGCAUACAGGGUACAUAAAUAAAAUUCUUUCUGUAUGAGAUUGCUCCAAAGUUUGACAGAUCGAGGGUUUGACAGCACGAGAGUUUGACAGCUCGAGGGUUUGAUGGCUGGAGAGUUUGACAGCUCGAGAGAUGGACAACCCGAGAGUUUGACAGCUCUGCGUUAGUCGCGAGAAUGCAUCAGAGUGACAGCACAGGCGAUGUCGCACAGAACCCCACUGAUAUUUAUUAUAUUCCGAUAUAUAUUAAUUUUCCUUAUAGUAUAUUCCUCUGACUCAGUUUUCAAAGGCAUCUUUUUUCCUUUUGUAAAAGAAAAUAAAAACUCUGCCUGAAUCAACUGAGUUACUUGUGGAUACUGAUUAGCUUGAGAGCUGCCCAUUUCUGUCUCCAAAUCAGUGGGGUUCACUAGUGUCUACAGACCCAAAUAAUAAUUCGUGCACUUUACUGGCUAAGUUGAAGGUUAUCAAUAAAGCGUUGACUGUGAUAUAUAUUUCGAAUAAAUGGGCGCUUUUUCCAAGCGCAAAAGCACUUGCUUGAAUGAUCCAUACACCAUCAGCGGUUGUACAUAACAGCAAUCACUUUCCACCUGUGUUUUUUUUUUUUUGUA
Macrobrachium nipponense is the source of this 4695-nucleotide messenger RNA. RefSeq lists its product as uncharacterized. The coding region runs from base 945 to 2837 and encodes 630 amino acids. Lineage: Eukaryota; Metazoa; Arthropoda; Malacostraca; Decapoda; Palaemonidae. The record is from RefSeq and is a predicted model, not a curated record. Gene Ontology annotation, molecular function: phosphoric diester hydrolase activity. The transcript has 7 exons. Gene Ontology annotation, biological process: lipid metabolic process.